AUGUCGGGGACGAUCGCUUCCUGCCCGUCGCUCGCCUUCCAUUUCUGCCUUUCACGAAAAGGCCCCGAGCGGAGCGACGAAGCCACCGACCCGGGUGUCCCCGAGGAGAACUGGGAAUGCAUCCAGCAGUUCUGCGCGCAGCUGAACGCGGACGCGGAGGGCCCACCGCUGGCAGCGCGGCUGCUGGCGCACAAGAUACAGUCGCCCCAGGAGGUGGAAGCUCUCCAUGCGCUGACAGUGCUGGAGACGUGCGUGAAUAACUGCGGUGAGAAAUUUCACAAUGAAAUAGCAAAGUUCCGGUUUCUGAAUGAGCUGAUUAAAGUGCUCUCCCCAAAGUACUAUGGAACGUGGUCUUCAGAAAAAGUCAAGUCCAGAGUGACAGAAAUAAUAUUCAGUUGGACAGUUUGGUUUCCUCAGGAAGUUAAAAUCCGGGAUGCUUAUCAGAUGUUGAAGAAGCAAGGGAUUGUAAAAGAAGACCCCAAAUUGCCAGAAGACAAAAUCUUACCUCCCCCUUCUCCAAGACCUCAGAACUCCAUCUUUGACACCGAUGAAGAGAAAUCCAAGCUCCUAGCAAGACUGUUGAAGAGCAGCCAUGCUGAGGACCUGCAGGCUGCCAACCGGUUGAUCAAGAGCAUGAUCAAGGAGGAACAAGAAAAGUCAGCUAAGGUGUCCAGAAGAGUGAAUACAAUCAGCGAAGUUUCUGAAAAUGUUAAACGAAUGGAUGAAUUGCUGGAAGGGUAUAAGAAACAGGAAUUGCCCAAAUCUGACCAUGAAACGCUCCAGAGCCUAUUCCAGCGCUGUGAGAAGCUCAGACCGCUGCUCUUCCGCCUGGCCAGUGAGACAGUUGAUGAUGACGAGGCUUUAGCUGAGCUGCUACAGGCCAACGACAGGCUCACGCAGGUGCUGGGGCGGUACAGGCAGACUGUAGGCAGUCAUGAGGACGGUGGGGGAGGAUGUUCAGCCAGCAGCUCCUCUGAUGCACCAGCACACUGGACGCCCCCGAGGCGCAUGAAGAGCUAUACACUCAUCGACUUCUCUGAGCUGGAGGCCAUGGCCCAGUCUCCUGCAGACCAGUUUUCAGACAACACCUCUGCCUCGCGACACAGCAGCACCACCUCUGCUUGUCUGCUGGAGGAGGAGCUGAAGUCAUUAGAUCUCAGUGACUCUCUGGUUUUACAGAAACCUCCACCUGACCUUGGCUUAUCAGAGGCUGCUGUACUCAAUGGAUGUAGUAAAAAUGUAAGUGCUUUUGAACCACUGGAACUGGAGGAAAGCUGGGGAGGCAGCUGCUCAGAGAAGAAUGAAUUUCGGGGCUUCGAUCAGCUCUCUCCACCUCCCAGGACCAAGAUAUUAUCCUUGGAUUUAUCACCAAUGAAAUUGCCCUUUCCAGAUCUUCCAAAUAGCUCAAUGGCAGAUCCUUCAUUCUCCAGCCUAGGCUACGAGCUGAAGCCUGCUGCCUCUUUGCAUCCAGCUUCCAAUGAUGCUUCUCUAGCAAACCUUUUUGUCCCUUUAAUUUCAAUUACACUGAGUAGUAUCUGUCCACUUACAGUGUAUGACAGAGAUGGUUUCAAAGCUAUGCUCCACUUCUCCAGAGACCCAGCUCCUGGCCGACCAGAUGUGCUGGUGAUGGUUCUCUCCAUGCUGAGCACCUCAGCUCAGCCAAUUAAGGACAUUGUGUUUCAGGCUGCAGUCCCAAAGACCAUGAAAAUAAAGUUGCAACCAGCAUCCGGUUCUGAGCUCCCAGCCUUCAGCCCGCUGCUUCCCCCAGCGGUGGUGUCUCAGGUCCUGCUGCUUGCCAAUCCACACAAAGCUCCCGUCCGUUUAAAGUACAAGCUGGAGUUCAAGCACGGCGAGCAGCCCGUCAGCGAAGUGGGAGAGGUGACCGGCUUCCCAGGGGCGGAGCUGUGGGGCAGCUGA
Molecule: messenger RNA, 1917 nt
Organism: Meleagris gallopavo (turkey)
Lineage: Eukaryota; Metazoa; Chordata; Aves; Galliformes; Phasianidae
Source: RefSeq, a predicted model, not a curated record